AAAAAAAACUUUUUCUUUGAUGCCUCACUGUUACGCAAUGUGGCCCGGCACAUGCCAGAGGUCGAGGAUCCAUGUUGCGAUCCAGCUAAUCCGAAAGAAUUAACCUAUCAUCAAAUCUCAGUUGCUCAUCAUAAAAUUAAGAUAAUAGUGCAUACAAGUUGUCGAUAUUCGCGAAGCCUUUCAAAGAUAAGUGGUUGUGAAGUCUUUAUAAAAAUGGAAAUUAAUCAGGAUACUGGCAGCUUUAAAGAAAGAGGUGGACGAUAUGCUUUAAUGAAUCUAACGGAUGACGAGAAGAACAACGGGGUCUAUGCAGCAUCGGCUGGCAACCAUGCUCAAGCGCUUGCACUUCAUGGAAAACAUCUAGGUGUCCCAGUGACUGUAGUGAUGCCUCGUCAUGCUCCUUUGAUGAAAAUCGCAAAAUGUCGAGAACUCGGAGCAAAUGUGCUUGUUGAGGGGAAAGAUGUAUCAGUUUCACGUGAAAUAGCUCUAAAACUUGCUAAGGAAAGAGGAGGAAAAUAUAUUAAUGGUUAUGAUCAUAUUGAUAUACUAGCCGGUGCUGGAACAGUAGCUGUCGAGAUCUUUGAUCAGGUUAACGAUGUCGAUGCGAUUCUGGUGCCAGCCGGUGGUGGUGGAUUAAUAGCUGGGGUUUGUGUAGCGACUAAAGCCUUAUCGCCGAGCACAAAAGUAAUUGGCCUGGUGUCUGAAAGUUGUCCAUCUUUGCUCAAAUCGUUGGAAGCUGGGAAGCCAGUGUUCACUAAAUGUCAUUCAACUUUAGCAGACGGCCUUGCUGUGCCACUAGUUGGAUGCAACGCGUUCCAUUCUUCUUUAGAUAGUGUUCAUACUGUAAUUCCCGUAAAAGAGAAAGAUAUAGCUGUAGGUAUAUUACGACUACUUGAAACGGAAAAGGUAGUCGCCGAAGGAGCAGGUGCGAUUGGACCGGCCGCGUUGAUAGCUGGAGGUCUCAAAGAACUAAUGGGUAAGAAAGUCGUCUGUAUCCUCUCUGGUGGUAACAUUGAUUCAACAGUUCUUGGAAGGUGCAUCGAAAAAGGGUUAGCUGUCGAUCAUCGACUAAUUCGUAUUGAUGUGAUUCUUUCCGACCGUCCUGGUGGAGUUUCCGAGUUUACACAGAUGAUUUCCAACAUGGAACUAGCUGAGAGACAGGCGGAACGAAGGACAAUAGCGCGUUCGUUCCCCACCGCAUAUCCCUGCGGUCCGGAGUUUUGCAAAUAUCAGCAUCAUCGAAGUUAUAUAUAUAUAUAUGCGUAA
This is a messenger RNA of Angiostrongylus costaricensis, 1266 nucleotides long. Lineage: Eukaryota; Metazoa; Nematoda; Chromadorea; Rhabditida; Metastrongylidae. The record is from the annotation of a GenBank genome assembly.